Dothidotthia symphoricarpi CBS 119687 is the source of this 2564-nucleotide messenger RNA. RefSeq lists its product as uncharacterized. NCBI's taxonomy places the organism in Eukaryota, Fungi, Ascomycota, Dothideomycetes, Pleosporales, Dothidotthiaceae. Bases 439 to 2394 code for a protein of 651 amino acids. The record is from RefSeq and is a predicted model, not a curated record. Gene Ontology annotation, molecular function: U6 snRNA binding; pre-mRNA binding. The transcript has 5 exons. Gene Ontology annotation, cellular component: U2-type catalytic step 2 spliceosome; U2-type catalytic step 1 spliceosome; Prp19 complex.
GCACUGCAUCUGCGCGCGUCACGUAGACAGGCCUUCACUCAGUCACGCGACACCGUCCCACUGCUUCUUUGAUUCUCUGGCUCGCUGCGACUCACCGCUUCGUGUGUGAACACCCGCGCAACUCGUUCUCACUGCGCGACGCGCCCUAGAUUAAAGCCGCACAGCAGCAGCUUCCUCAGUUCAAAACAACACUGUACAGCCAACUCGGACCGUUGAACCAGUUGCUGUCCUGAACUCAGCGCGUUCAGCUGCUCAUCCGCUCUACACUUUUCGUACAACCUAGAACCGUGCUGCUUCGGAUCUUGAUUUGAGGUUCGAGUACAAUCUGCGUGCUGCCUUCUCGGCGCUCUCACCUUACGUCUUCGUCUAGUCUCGCGCACAACCGCUGGCUUUCUACUCUCUUUCUUAUUCGGUCUGAUCUGGUACACUGAACUCAUCAUGGCAGCCAUGGACGAUUUGGAGAAACUAGAAACGCUUUUGCAAUCUCUACAAGCAUUGAAGGCGCCCGGAGUUACUCCAACCAAGGUUAAGGAGAUAACGGCAAUAUGCGUAAACAAUAUCCAGUUCGAUGCGGCCAUCGUCCAGAAGAUCGUCCAGCAGUUUAAAAACAGUCCCGCCACACAUAAACUGGGAGUGCUAUACGUUGUAGAUUCUGUCACCCGCCAAUGGGUAGAGAAGGCUAAGCUGGCUGGUCAAGCCGUUUCGAAAAAUGCUGCGCCUGGCACAUUUGCUUCAGGCGUGCAGAAAGUGAGAGACGUGUUACCGACUCUGAUGAACGAUCUUGUUCAAACAGCCCCAGAUAACCAUAAGGACAAGAUCAUGAAACUUCUGGACAUUUGGGAGCGCGGACAAACGUUUCCGCUCGACAUGCUUGCCGGUCUCAAGCAACAGCUGAACGGCAACAAGAAUAUCGCACAUGCGCUAUCGGAUCAUCCGCAGAAGAACAAUGGCACUGCACAGAUUUCUAGCACUCAAACUAAUCAGCCGUCAGCAGCUUUUCCAAUUUUAGCUACAACACAGACACCGCAGGAUCCAGGUGCACUUUUUGCUGCCCUUGCUGGCUUUGGCCAACCCAAUCCCCAUGCUAAUUCCCAGGGUACUGCACCGCCUGCGUUUUCUUUUCCGCAAAACAUGGUGCCGCCACCGCCACCUCCAGGAUUUGUUCUUCCACCGCCUCCUGUAGCAAACGGACAGUCUACAAUGCCUCCUCCGCCUGCAGGAAUGAACGAUUUGGCAGGUCAAAUACUUCAAGCUAUGAGUGCAGGAACGAUCGCACCUGAUCAAGCGAUACAAGUGCUCAAUGCGCUGGCCGUAGCUCAAAAUGGAGGGGCGUCGUUGUCGCUGUCACAACCUCCAGUCGUAACUCAAGCUCAGUCGCAAACUCAUUCCAUCUCCCAUAACGGCUCCCAACAAGAGCAGUAUGACCGCAAUGCGUUUGAACAAAACGGUAAUAGAUUUCGAGACCGAAGCCGAUCGCCUGACGUCCGUCAGCGGCACUCCCCUAUUCGUAGAUCCCCGCCAAGCACACAUCGUCGAGAAAGUCCAACAUAUGGUGUCUAUGAUCCCAAUGCAGGCGCUGAUGGAAAUGCAAAUCGCUUCGAGCGAGGUGAGCGCGGUCGUGGCCGUGGUAAAGGUCGUGGCGGUCGCAAUGAUCGUAGUGAGUAUCGUCAACGUACGCCGCCACGAAGACAGUCAAGCCCACCCAGGAAUGCACAUGGUUCUUCAAAGUUUAUUGAAUGGGACAGUAGCCUCCCGCGCGAUACUAUUAGGGUUCUGAGUCGCACAUUAUUUGUAGGUGGCGCAGGUGGAACCGAGGGUGAAAUUCGGAGCAUUUUCAGUCGGUUCGGUAAGGUUCAAACUUGUAUAGUCAACCAGGACAAGCGACAUGCCUUUGUCAAAAUGUUGACUCGACCCGAUGCAAUCGCGGCCAAGAAAGGCAUGGAUAAUCUACAAGAUCCUAUCGCUCAACAGAAGGCUCGCCAGACUCGAUGGGGGGUAGGUUUUGGCCCACGAGACUGCAGUGACUACGACUCUGGUGUCAGCGUGAUACCUCUGCAUCGCCUUACCGACGCGGACCGCAAGUGGGCUUUGACGGCAGAGCACGGCGGCACGGGGGGUCGAGCGCUGGAGGGCGGUAUGGUGUUGGAGGAGCCGGAUAUUGAGAUUGGCGCCGGUGUUUCUUCAAAAGCCAUCAGUCGUCGUGUCCCUACCGAAGCGGGACGUGGUGGUCGCGGCGGGUUUGGCGGCCGUGGUGGAUUCGAUAACGGAGCGCCAAAGUUCCGCAAGCCAGAUCGUACGAUGAACGAUCCUCGACACAUCUCUCCUCGACCAGAACAAGGUGUGGCAGUGCCACCCGCGGUCCCUGGGUUUGGGUUCCAGCUUCCGGGAUUUUAGAAAAACUACGUGAGGUCGUUUCAGAGUAUCUUUACGGCGGCUGAAUUGCUUCGUGUGUUCAAUGCAUUGCAAGGCGUUGGGGGCGGCAACUGCCACUGAAAAAUUACGACGGAGAUCCGUGUUUCUCGUCUGUACGAUUAGAAGGACACUCCUCAUUUUGAUAGUUUGAU